Molecule: messenger RNA, 6010 nt
Organism: Zonotrichia albicollis (white-throated sparrow)
Lineage: Eukaryota; Metazoa; Chordata; Aves; Passeriformes; Passerellidae
Source: RefSeq, a predicted model, not a curated record
GUUUCAGUGAUUGUAUCAGUACUUUAUCUUUUACUAAUAUAAUGAUGGAUGGAUUCAAGGGGGUGAUAUCAGUAUCAUGCAAUCAGAACUACUAGAAGUAACUACCUUCACCUCAUUUUUCCUCCUGUUGGAUCACAUAAAUUGAAUAGGUCUUUUCCCAGAUACUGAUUCCACUGUCAAUGAAAACAAAUUGCUGAAUUAAAGCUUGUUUUUUCUCUCUUUUUGCUGCACUAAAACAAUAUGAGAAAUUACUCUGUUUUAGCUCCUGAACUUGAGUUUUCCCGGGAACUGUGUUUCCAGGGAGAUAGUUUAUUUUCAGGGUCAGAUAGUUUAAUCUGCAAAUCACUUUCUGCUGAUAAAACUGUUUUCAUUUUCCCAUCUCCUACUGUCCCUUCACCCAGCCCCUCGCUCAGCAAGUCUCCAGCCUGGUGAAUUUCAUGCAAUUGUUGUUUUAUUUAUUUUCUUUCCUGUAGCAAGUAGUAGGAAAAAACCCAGGUGAAUAAAAUAGUGAAUCUGGCUAAGCCUCAUGUACCCAAUUAACUGAAAAUGGUAAUUUCUGGUAGGGAAGUUCUUUUGGCUAAACACCUGACACAGGUGCAAGUAGAGGGAGGACAGAGUGAGAAAUGAGGAAUGCAACAGCUUCAAAAAACAAGAGAAAAGCCAUGCUGGGGUUAGAGGAGAUGUAGGAGUCCUUAUUUUGGUAUGCAGACUUGACUUGGCUGUGAUUUUAAUGAAGCAAAGUCCUGAGCAGCAGAAUCAGUGCAUGCCCUUCCCUCCUGGUUUGGCAUUUGUUUCUGCCCAGGCUCUUCUUCACAGUUCACCUGGCACAACUGUUUGGUCACUUGGUAAAACAGCUUGAGGAACUGAGCUGGCUUUUUAAAAAGCUGAAACAACAAAAUCUCUGCUAUUUUUAUCCUUGCAAAUCCAAACUUCCCAAAGUGCUCUGAACAUCCAUUGUAGAGAAUGCAAAGCUGCAGUCAUCCUGGUCACUUCUUGCUCUUCAUUACAGGCAUGAUAUUGGUAGUCCAUUUCUAAAUUAAAUCAAAAUCUCCUAUUUUAAAAAAUUUAUCUUAUUUUCUCAUGGAGGCCUCAAACGUUUGAGGUUUGUCUUGCAAAAGUGUCUGUGCAUUGCAAGUGCUAUUGCACACUGCUGACAUGGCAAACUCUAAACACAGAGCAUCUGAAAGGAAUUUAAACCUCUGGACACCACAGCAUCUCCACCUUCAGCAUAAGUUCCCUGCUCACCCCAAGGGGGUUGCAGAUAGAGAGCUUGAGUCCAGAAAGCAUGCUAAAAUCAGCACUGCAGCCAGCUCUGGACAAAGGAAGCUCAAGACUCAACAUGCUUGAGGGAAGGUGGUCAAAACGAGUCUGACACUGGUCCAGUCAAGGGGAACCUGCCUGGGGUUGUGAUCUCACUGUUGGACUGUUCUCUUGAGAGCUUAACAUGGAUUUUUAUAUCCAUUGCACCUAAGCAUGUCCUCCUCUGUUGUCUUUGCAUGGCAUUUUCAUGGCUGGACCAGCAACCAGGUCUGCAGGAAGGUGUCCCUAAACACGGCAGAGGGGCUGGAGCCAGAGGAUCUUCAAGGGCCCUUCCAACACACAUCAUUCUGUCAUUCUAUGGUUCUGUAAUUUAUGCCUUUCAUUUUAGGGUGCAUUGCAAAGCAAAUGAGUUGCUAAGAGCCCAGAUCUUUGGCAUAUUAUUUCAACCAUGGGAAAAUUGCAUUGCAACUGUUCAGGCUUCUGGCUCUGGGAGAAAGCAAUGGGAAAACCUGUGUAAACGUGGGUUUUCCAGCAGCAGUACUUAGCAGAAGGAAGGGAGGAAACCAGCAAUUAGACAGGUCCUUCUGCCCUAGAGGGCAGCACAAAGUAAUAAAUACAAGCCAGAACUCACAAACCAUCUGAAAUCAUCUUCUGCAUGACAAAAGUAUGUCUGUCAGGAUGGUGUCCUGUUGUGGCUAAUAUCCUCAGCUUAACUGGUUGGAUCUAAACAGAAACCAUUUCCAUUUGAGAGCUCUUUCUACAUGACACCAGACACACUGCCCAGCAUGAGAAUCUGGACUUCAUUGGGUGGCCUGGAUAUCAGCUCGGCAGCAUCUGGAACCACACAAAUCUAUUAAAAGCCUUGCAUCUUCCUUUGGCCACCAGGCUCAAAGGAAUGCAGAGCUAACACAGGUAGGUCACAAGUGCAGUAGGCUCAGAGUGGGUUAAUUUAUUGUACUGCUUGUGUCCCUCUCCUUAUUAGAUGAUCAUCUGCCAGCUUUCAUAUGUGUUGACUCUGUGUUCCAUUUGAAAUCUAACCAUAAUUACUUUUGCCUUCAGAACCAUGAAACUGAACAUCAUCUUCUUGCUGGCAGUGGUGAACACAGGAACCUUUAGCUAUCAUCCCACAGAGGGGACACCCUGUGAAAUGGCAAAUUCACAGGCAUUUUGCCACAACAAAGACCUCCACCAAAUCCCUCACGAGCUCCAUCUGAAUGUAAACAAAAUAGAUCUGUCUGGAAACCUGAUUCAAAGCAUCCCUGAAAUACCAUUAUCAUUCUACACUUCCCUCCAGUAUCUGGAUUUAAGCUUCAACCAGAUAAGCUUCAUCACGUCUGGAGUGUUUGCACACAUGACGAGUUUGCUGGAAAUAAAUUUAGCCAAUAAUCAUUUACAUAAGCUUGCUCAGAAUGGGACAGAGGGGAUUGGACUUUUGCCCAAGGUGGAAAUAAUGGACUUGUCCCACAACAAUCUCUACAGUGGGAUGGCUGAAUAUUUCAUUAAUCAAGCUCCAGCACUGCAGUAUCUUUCCUUGGCAGAUAACAGUAUUGUAAGGAUAUCACACAAGAUGUUUCAGGGAUCUCCCAGUCUUGUGGAGAUAGAUCUUCAGAGAAAUAUCAUCAUGGAAAUAGAAGAAGGUGCUUUCGAGACUCUAGCGAACCUUUCCAAACUCAAUCUCUCCACAAAUUCAAUUACUUGCAUCUCUGAUUUCAACCUCAGGCAGUUGGAGGUUCUUGACCUUAGCAGGAAUAGCAUUGAGACCUUCAGCAUCACAAAGUCAAAUGAUGAAUAUAAUUUAAGAUGUCUGGACCUUAGUGAAAACAAAUUGCUUCACUUCCCAGUCUUCCCUCAGGUAAAUAAACUGGUAACUCUGAAUUUAUCAAAUAAUUUAAUCAAGCUCACUGCUGAAUCCCCUUAUAAUAAAAUGGACUACAUGGAUAAUGAAUGGUUAGAUGCUUCUUUUCAUCUUCUUGAUCAGAAGCGAAGUAAAAAUACAAGUUCUCUUUAUUUAUCCCAACUUGUAUAUUUAGACUUAAGUUAUAAUAAAAUAAAAUCCAUUCCAGAUGGGUUCUUUAAGUCAAUGAUGUCCCUUCACACCCUUAAUCUCAGCAGAAACUGUCUUCAGGCAUUUACAGUAGGUUAUGAUAGUGCAUUGCUCUCCCUAACUGUCCUUGACUUGAGCUACAAUGCUUUGCAGAACAUUCUCCUCGAUGCUGGUGCUUUGCCAAAUUUGAGGGAGUUUCAUGUUCAAAACAACAACCUUCAGACCCUGCAGUUUGACAUCUUUUCCAGUCUUCCUAGCCUCAGACUUCUUAACCUACAGAGCAAUAACAUCAGCCUUUGCCACAUGUACUCAGGAUUAGCUGAGCAAAGACUUGCUGGAGAGGACAGUGGUUGUGUGUCGUUUGUCAGUUCUCCUGCUCUCCAGCACCUGUACCUAGCUGACAACAUGCUGAGCAUCCUACCAGCACACACCUUCCACAAGACUCGACUGCUUGUCUUGGACCUCUCCAUGAACCCUGGACUGAAAAUAGAACUUAAAGCACUAGCAGGACUGGAAAAGUCUCUGGAAUACUUGCAUUUACAUGGCAAUAGUCUGAUAGAUUUAAAUAUUGACUUGCCUUGUUUUAGUCACCUUAAACAUUUAAACCUCUCUGAAAAUCAGCUGAACUGGCUGCCUAAGUGGGGUAGUGACUCUUCACUGGAAGUUCUGGACCUACGGAACAAUAGGUUCAGUACAUUAGAGGACAGCAACAUUUUAGCAUUAGAAAAUUCACUUAAAAACUUGUAUCUCUCUGGGAACCCACUCAACUGCUGUGGAAACAUCUGGCUUUCAUCAAUGAUCCAGAACAAAAAUGUCCAGAUCCCCAACGUGGAGCACUUAACGUGCCAGUACAUUCGGAGCUUCGGGUAUUGGGAAGAAAUGCACAUCGAGGACAUUAGACCAGAAGACUGUGAAAAAGAUGAUCUGAAGAAAAUCAACAUCCUCAUUAUAUUAACAUCUGUACUAGUUUUAUCUGUCAUCAUCAUUGGUGUGGGUUCAUUUUUUUGCUUCCGAAGGCAAAACUUUAGCCACCAGUUUAAAGCAUAGGAACACAAAACACCCUGAAAACUGAAGAAAUCAGGUGCUACCCUGACACUGUGGAAAUGAAGGAUAUAAUUUUCAUCUUUGAGUUUUAACUGUGGAUUUUAUGAUGGUUUUGAAGUGUCCCUGAACUGCCCCACUGUACUGUUCUGGGUUGCAGGAAGGAGGAUUUGCUCUGUUUUGCAUUUGCUUCAUUCACAUGCAGAUCUGCUUAAAAGAUUACACAGUGUUAGAAGAGGCCUCUGUAAAGUUCUGCUAUUGCUUUGAGGGAUGUGUAAUUUAAACCAGCUCAAAAGAAAAAAGGCCUGUAAGGUCUUGAGAUCUGAGACUUUUCACUAAGCUCAGAUGAUGCCAUCAGCCAAUUAGGAAAUCCCUUCUCAAAGUUACGUGCCUCCACAAGAUGUUUCAGUUUGGUGUGAGCUUUGCUUUUACCUAGCUGGUUAGCUCCUAACCCUUCUUAAACUGAAAUCAUACAAUGAUGGGCCAGAGGGGUCAAAACACCAUCUUCACUCAGUGAAGUUGGUUGCAAAUUCCCCUCAAGUUCCAAAACAAUGAGAAUUUAGCUAAAACCAAACCAAACCCAAAUGGAAAUUAUAAGUAGUGUCCAUUGUGCUCCUGCCUACCAUUUAGACAGCUCACAAUGGAAACCAAAGACCGUGUGGUAGGAACCUCUUUGGAUGUCUCACUUUUUUUGUUAGGAUAUUGCUCCAGUCAUAGGGGCAAGACAUGAGAGGUAGAUGAGGUCAAUUAGUUCUGGCACUUAGUAUCCACAAGGGAUGUAAAAGGAAUCUCAAGCAUGAAGCAACUGCUGAUACGUUACCCAGAUCUGCUCAGAAGGCCACAGGUUCACAGUUUAACUAAAAGAGAAGAAAUUUGUCUCUCAUGUGCAAUACAUAUUUAACUGGGCAUAAUGUGAAGAAAUUAAUCUCUGGGGUGAAUACUUUGCAAAAGAAAAAUCUUGGAGAAUGAAUUUCAACCAGCUAGAAUUGGACUGAAAUGCUUACAUUUUUAAGGAAAACUGUGGGAAAUUCACAACAUACAGUUGCAUUUCAAUAUAGAAUAAUAAUAUAUUUAUUUUUUAAAGGUCAUGGAAGGUUAGACUGCAAAAACAUACCAUUGUGAAAUGAUAGACAGGGAACCUAGUCCUGUGCCAUUAUUCAGAUCAGAUGUUCACUGUAUCACCCUAAAAAGUCUAGAGGAUGGGCUGUAAGAAAAGUUAUGUAGAUCCUCAUUCUGUGAUGGGUUUGACACAGCUUACAUGCUACAUUGCUAAAAGUCAACACAGACUUUAUUUUGUAUUUUGUUCUGUACCCUGACAGAAAAUUCACCCUUUUGAAGUGAAGAAAAGCUCACCAACAGUGGGAGCUUGACCUGCUAAUGGGGUGCAAUGUCUUCAAAAGUAACUACAUCAGGUCUUCUGUUAAUGCCACGAACUGUACAUUAAGGUAUAUAACAGAAAUAGAGGUCAAAGCAAAACCUGUCCAGGUAAAUAACUCAGAGUCAAAUUGCUGCUUCACUUCUGUUUCUUCAAGCUAGUGAAUAUAAAAAUUAACACACUACAAAAAGGUGUAUAAUUCUAUUUUUAAAGCAGCUAUGUAAGAAACGGGCUGGUGGAUUUCACUGUGGAAUUUUGUAUAAUAAAAACAUAUUUGAAUUUUGUAAAAA